UUCUGAUAAUAAUUUUAUUACUAUUUUAGAAAAAUUUAAUUAUCGGCGCAGCGACUGUCGCGUAAUUGCAGUCGCAAAUCGCUGACAUAAAAGCGACAGUAACUGUCAUCAAAUGACAUUUACCGAUAAGUUUUGUUUUUGUUUAGGUUGGGUCAAAUGUCAGUUCAAUGUUUUUUUUUGAGACUGAAUUUUGGGUUUUUAUGAAAUAAUGGAGGAAAAACCUAAUAUAAAUAACGGCGAUUAUUUUGAUUCGGAAGAUGAGAAAGAAUUUCACAAGCUAACCAAAGAAAACUCCAGCUUUUCUCACACAUUCCGACUUCAAGACAUUGAUGAAUUUCUAAAGUCUUUAGAAAAUCCGAAGAAAAAUAAAACCUGGUGUAAAGUAUGCGACAAAGAACUAAAAUCCAUUAUGCAUGCAAAAACUCACUAUACCUCCACCAACCAUUUAAAAAACUACCAGCAAAUAAGAGAGAAAUGGAUCAGCAGCUUAUUAGGGUCUCCACCUGAGGAACCUAAGAGUUAUUGCAAGAUCUGUAACCUUAUUAUUACUGGAGAAAUGUUAACAAAUGGUCACCUGGAUAGUGAAACACAUAAGAGGUAUGCAGAAAUGUUUUGUGCUAUAUGUGACUUAAGGUUGUCAUCAAAACAUGCAUUAUGGGAACAUGAAACUCAAUCACCCUUGCACUUAAAAGCUAAGAAGCUAAAAGGUUAUAUUUCCCUGGAAAAUACACCUUCUCAUAAAGCCGUUGGCCCUUGCGAAUAUCAUUAUGAAAAUAUAGACUAUAGUUCACCCAAAGACCUAGAAAAAGCAACUCAAGGAAGCCUAAUGGAAAGUCCAUCAAAAAGCGAUUCAGAAAGCGAUUUGCAAGACUAUGACGAAAAGUGCCAAAACUACUACUGUCCGGUUUGCGAUAUUCAGUAUUUAGCUGAUCAGUAUUAUCCGCAUAUGAACGAGUUUCCUCAUACUACUUUAGAGAUACUUAAAGAUCAAUAUUCACCUAGAAUAGUUCAGGCCUUUUGUUCUGUAACAGAAAAUAAAAAAGACAUCUUCUGCCUCUUGUGUAACAUUACAAUGCGUGGUCCUGCCGAUAUAAAAUCUCAUUUAAAUGGAGUGAAACACAUCAAGAAACUUAGAGGUAGAUUCCCUGAACUGUUUGACGAGGACGGAAAAAUAAAUCCAAAAAAGGAUAGACGCAGCUCUAGUACAUCUUUGAAGCAGUUGAAUGGUUUCGAAACAGUAUCCUCCUUGGGAAGUGACCAAUAUUCUUGUUAUCUUUGCAAACUUGAAUUUAAGAGUAAACUUGAAUUAAACGCCCAUUCAGUCUCCUUUCCACAUAUCGAAAUGGCGAAGUGGAAAUCUGAAGCAGUAUCUUUAGGAGUUCCAUAUGCAGAAUAUUGGGUGCACUCUAAAAACACAUUAACUUGCACUUUAUGUAAUGUGCAAAUAAGUAGUAACGCUGCUUCAAAAAUUCAUAUGAAUGAUCUAAAACAUAAAACGCAUUUGGUUGAGUGGUGUAAGGAGUUUGCUACAUGGAAGUGUGGCACAGUUACUGAACCAAAAUUGUUCUUCUGUGAAGUUUGUGACUUGAGAUUGCCUGGUACUUCAGAGGCACAGUGUCACUACAUGAGUAGUACUCAUAUAAAAAGGGCUGAACUUUAUUGUAAGACAUGCAAAGUAUCAAAUUCUUCGGAAAAAAUGUUAUUGGAACAUCAAAUGUCUAACAGGCAUAAAGAAAAUAUUUUUAAAGAAACUGUUGAUAAAAUUGAGAUCUGCCAGAAAAAUACUAAGGAACCGAUUUCUUCAGAUAUCCGUAAUGAAAGUCUUGAAUUUCAAAUAUUUCGGCAGGUAGACAAGUUGGUGCACACCCUAUAUUAUUCCAAAGCCGUGCCCUUUGACAUAGCCUUAAAAUACCUUAAGAAAAUAAACCGGGAAGUGUCGGAGCUUCAAUCGCAGACCUAUGACGCUGGACAACACCAUGGAGACACAUCCGAAAACAAAAAUUAUCACUUGGAGAACCUUGUUUCUAACAGUUAUAGUGGCGAAGAUGUGCUAAGAGUUACUAUAGAAGACAAAGUCAAACCGGAGCCUGAUCUCAAAGAACAAAAUAUCAUCAGACAGGAGAAAAGUAAAUUGGAAAUGGAGAAUUGUAUAACAGAUCCACCUUUUUCAAGAAUAUGUUAUAAAAUGGUUAAAUUACAACAAACUGCUGAGGCUACAAUAGAACGUGAUAUUUUAAAGGAAAUUCUUACCCUGGUUCAUUUAGUCAAUACGAAUAAAUGCGAGAAGGUUCUCCAGCUUUUGAAGAAGUUUAAUUCUGAUUUGGACUGUGGUGUCUUAAAAUUUCGGGGUAAAGACGAUGGCGAUAUAAGUUGUUAGAUUAAGAGUACACAUAUAUUGUAAUAGAAUUGCUCAAUUUUAAAAUAAGAAUAACUAAUAUUCUGUGUGAACUAUACAGGUUAAUUUAAUGCAUUUAAGGUGUCAAAUAAGUAAGAAGAAUAUAACAAGAGAAGUAUAUUCCUAUCUCGCACCCAGUAUUCACCAUGUACAAAAUAUUACAAUAUAUAAAUAAUCCUGAAAAUUUUUUUGCUAUUAUUCAUACUUAUCGCUUCCACCCUCUCAGCAGAUUGAAAUCCACUUCUUUAAUGCAAAAGAUAUUCUCUUCAAUAUAAAAAUAAAGGGGUACGGGCGAUUUCGUUUUCCCGCUAUACUAUCUUUUAUCCCGCUAUACUAACGGAUAUUAACCGGAUAAUAUCCGGCUUAAGAAAUUUUCCUCAUGUUAUAAUCUUUUUACUGAUAGGUGUUAGUGAUCUUGGUCUUUCAUAUAAUUUUCUGUGAUCCUUUGUAUUCUUAGAUCUAGGUUACAACCAAAAUAAUAAUGUGAUUUUGCUAUUAUAAACGGUUUUGCUUUAUUUUUUUUGGAAAAUUAAAUCGAAUAUAAUCAUA
Molecule: messenger RNA, 2944 nt
Organism: Anthonomus grandis grandis
Lineage: Eukaryota; Metazoa; Arthropoda; Insecta; Coleoptera; Curculionidae
Product: zinc finger protein 346-like
Exons: 13
Coding region: 209-2377 (722 amino acids)
Molecular function (GO): zinc ion binding; nucleic acid binding
Source: RefSeq, a predicted model, not a curated record